UCAACAAAUACGUGGUCCGGGUUUUUACUGGUGAAGUCAGUGGCAGUGGAACAGAUGCUGAUGUCUUCAUUAAUAUCUUCGGUGAGAAAGGAGACACAGGUGUGAGGAAACUGGACAAUGACAAUGACAACUUUGAAAAAGGAGCAGAGGACAAGUUCACACUUGAUGCACCAAAUCUGGGAAAAUUAAGAAAAAUCAAUAUAGGGCAUAAUAACAAGGGUGGCUCUGCUGGCUGGUUCCUCUCAAAGGUGAUCAUUGAGGACAUUGGCAAUAAAUGUGUGUACCAAUUCCCAGUUGGACGCUGGUUUGCUUUAGAUGAAGAUGAUGGAAAAAUCCAGAGGGAUAUUCUUGUUGGGGGCACUGAAGCCACAGGUAUUGUGUACAAUGUGUCUGUAGUGACAGGAGAUAUCAGAGGAGCUGGCACAAACUCCAAGAUCCACGUAAUCCUUCAUGGCUCCAAAGGCUUGAAGAACAGUGGAACGAUUUUCUUGGAAGGAGGUGAAUUUGAGCGUUCCAGGACAGAUGUCUUUAACAUAGAGAUAGCUGCUCUUCUCAGCCCUCUCAGCAGAGUCACCAUUGGGCAUGAUAAUUGUGGUGUCAGUGCUGGCUGGUUUUGUGAGAAGGUGGUGGUUUACUGCCCAUUCACCGGUAUUGAGCAAACAUUCCCAUGCGGAAGAUGGCUGGAUGAAGAUGAAGGAGAUGGUCUUAUAGAGCGGGAACUAUACGAAAUGGUCUCCUUACGCCAGAAAAGACUGAAAAAAAACCCCUGGUCUCUGUGGAUCUGGACAAGUGACAUUAAGAAUGCAGGGACAGAUGCCACCAUAUUCUUCCAGAUUUAUGGAGACAAGGGGAAGUCAGAUGAGAUGAAGCUGGACAAUAAUUCAGACAACUUUGAAACUGGACAGACUGACAAGUUCAUGAUCGAGCUCCCUGAGCUGGGCACAUUUUAUAAGCUUCGGAUAUGGCAUGAGAAACGAAGUCCCUUUGCUGGCUGGCAUCUGAAUAAGGUAACUCUGCUGAAAACGCUGACAAAAGAAAAAUACUCAUUCAACUGUGGCCGCUGGCUAGAUAUAAAUGAAGAGGACAAUGAGAUUGUGCGGGAGCUCCCUGCGGAGGGAUCUCUAGUGACUGAAGUCAUGCCAGUGAUAAAAUACCGUGUGACAGUUUGCACUGGGACAGUGAGCGGGAGUGGUACAGAUGCCAAUGUCUUUAUCUGCCUCAUCGGUGACCAGGGAGACACGGGAGAGCGCUUUCUCUACAACUGCCUCAACAGUGUCAACAAAUUUGAAAAAGGCAAUGCCGAUGAAUUCUUCAUUGAAGCAGUAACGCUGAAGCAGGUGAGGAGGGUGAGGAUAGGGCAUGAUGGCAAAGGAGGAAGCAGUGGCUGGUACCUUGCCAAAGUGAUAGUGAGGGAAGAAGGACAGCCAGAAAGUGAGGCUGUGGAAUUCCCCUGCAACAGAUGGCUUGACAAAAAUGAAGACGAUGGUCAGAUUGUCCGAGAACUAGUGCCUGCUGGGGAGUCACCAGUGCUAAAAAAUAUCAGUUAUCACAUCAGCGUGAAGACGGGAGAUGUCCCUGGUGCCAGCUCAGACUCCAAAGUUUCUAUCAGACUCUACGGUGAUAAAGCAGUCUCCAGCAAAGAGCCUCUCUUAGUCUCCGAUAAUGAUCUAGGCAAUUAUUUUGAACGUGGUCGAGUGGAUGAGUUUACUCUAGAUAUGAUGGAUAUUGGGAAGAUCAACCGAAUAUGGAUUGGACAUGAUAACGUGGGUCUCCGGUCUGGCUGGUUCCUGGCCAGUGUCCAGAUCAUGGUUCCAGUCCAGGGAAGGCAGUACAUGUUCCCCUGCAACCGAUGGCUUGAUAAAAAUGAGGCUGAUGGCAAAGUGGAGGUGGAGCUCUACCCAAGUGAGAUUGUGCCUAUUGAGAAAUUGAUAAACUAUGAGGUGACUGUAGUUACUGGAAGCGUGCGAGCUGCAGGCACCAAUGCCAAAGUCUUCAUGCAGAUUUAUGGUGAGGCUGGCAAAACAGAAGUGAUCAUCUUAGAUAACAGAUCCAACAACUUUGAACGGGGAGCCACAGAGAUCUUCAAGAGGGAGGCUGCAGAUGUUGGCAAGAUUUAUAAGAUUCGGAUAGGCCAUGAUGGCUCAGGCAUCGGGGAUGGCUGGUUCCUGGAAAGUGUCACACUGAAGCGACUUGCCAUGAAAGCAGAGGAGACUGAUAAAAAGAAGGAGGAAGAAGAGGAGACCAAGGUGGACGACGGAAUUGAUGUCUACACAUUUGUGGCACGCCGCUGGUUAGCUAGAGAUGAAGGGGAUAAGGAGCUUGUAGUGGAGCUGGUGCCUGAUGGAGAAUCUGACUUAGAGGAAAAUACGUACGAGGUCCGUGUUCUCACUGGGACUAUGUGGGGGGCUGGGACGGAUGCUAAUGUCUUCUUGAGCAUCUAUGGCAUGGAAAGAGGAGACACGGGUGAGCGCCAGCUGAAAAGGUCGAAUAACCUCAACAAGUUUGAAAAGGGGCAGGUGGAUGUGUUCACCAUCAAGGCCAUUGACCUGGGUGAGCUCAAGAAGCUGCGGAUCCGCCAUGAUAACUCUGGUUCUAGGCCAAGCUGGUUCCUGGAGAGGGUAGAGAUUGUUGACCUCAAAAAGAGCACCACGUAUUAUUUUCCAUGCCAGCGGUGGUUAGCGGUUGAGGAAGAUGACGGUCAGAUUGUCAGGGAGCUGGUCCCAGUGGAUGAAGCAUUUGUAAAGAAAGAUUCGGAAAAUGAUGGCCAGUCUCUUGCAACGCUGGGCCUGGAACAGAAAGCUAAGUCAACGACAUACACUGUGAAAGUGAAAACUGGGGAUAAGAAGAAUGCUGGGACAGAUGCCAACAUCUUCAUCACACUCUAUGGAAGCAAAGAUGAUACAGGGAUAGUCAGCCUAAAGGCUUCAAAGAUUAACAAGAACAAAUUUGAGCGUGGGAAGGUAGAUGAGUUUACAGUCGAGUCUGUGGACAUUGGAGACCUGAAAAAAAUCAAGAUAGGCCAUGAUAAUAAAGGUAAUUCAACUGGCUGGUUUCUGGAAUGGGUGGAGAUUGAUGCCCCAUCUCUGGGACAGUGCCUCAAGUUCCCUUGUGGCCGUUGGCUGGAUAAAUUAGAGGAUGAUGGAGCCAUUGAGAGAAUUAUCUUCCCUGCAGAACUGCAGACAACGGAGUAUAUCCCAUUUGUUCCUUAUGAGAUCACGGUCUACACCAGUGACAUCUUCGGAGCUGGCACAGAUGCAGAUGUCUUCAUUGUUCUCUAUGGAACUGAUGGGAUCUGCACUCAGCAAAAAUCCCUGUGCCUCAACAAGAGGGAGCAAAGGAUGUAUUUUGAAAGGAACUCAGUGAAUCAGUUCAUUGUGGAG
Acanthisitta chloris (rifleman) is the source of this 3380-nucleotide messenger RNA. Its product is annotated as lipoxygenase homology domain-containing protein 1-like. The record is from RefSeq and is a predicted model, not a curated record. Gene Ontology annotation, molecular function: protein binding. The annotation marks the transcript as partial. NCBI's taxonomy places the organism in Eukaryota, Metazoa, Chordata, Aves, Passeriformes, Acanthisittidae. The transcript has 22 exons.